AUGCUCAUGCAGCCUGGUAAAUUUACUGGAUAUUGCUAUUUAGCUGUGUCACAUGCGGAUUGGGAAGUUCGCGAUACGGUAGUAGAGAUUGCAGCAGCUGUACCCUGUUUUCGCCCCAUGUUGGGUCCACUAACUCCUUUGGUUAAAUUCGAUCCAUCACCUUACGUUAGAGCUGCUGCUCUCCGAUGUCUAAUCCUCGAUUCGCAAUACCAUCAAGAUGAAUUACCUCAGCUUUGCGAAAGUGUUGUAUUGCUAGAUGCAGAUGCAGAGCCUAGGCUUGUAGCUAUUCGUUACUUGCAAGGAACACUUGCAAAGAACAUUAGUCACGUUUUCCGCAUUCUUCCAAAGGCUAUUGAAGACACUGACGAUGAAGUGAGGCGCAUUAUGAUCGACAUGUGUCCGAGCCUACUUGUUGUCGAAGAAUAUGCUGCAGACACUGCGAAGGAACUGCAGGAAUGGACAGAGGAUGCCGAGAUUGGAGCAGCGGUUCGUGAGGUAUUGGGUGAGCCAGCAGCUGAACGACCCGAUCCAGUUGAGCAUAUUCUGGCAGACAUGAUGAAUGCGUUGCGUGUGAACAUCGAUGAUACCAUUGAUUGCUAUUGA
Messenger RNA from Cylicostephanus goldi, 603 nucleotides. NCBI's taxonomy places the organism in Eukaryota, Metazoa, Nematoda, Chromadorea, Rhabditida, Strongylidae. The record is from the annotation of a GenBank genome assembly.